Molecule: messenger RNA, 963 nt
Organism: Teleopsis dalmanni
Lineage: Eukaryota; Metazoa; Arthropoda; Insecta; Diptera; Diopsidae
Gene: ksh
Product: protein kish
Exons: 3
Coding region: 110-328 (72 amino acids)
Biological process (GO): protein secretion; intracellular transport
Source: RefSeq, a predicted model, not a curated record
UUGGCUAUUGUGAAUAUUGUUAAAAUCCAAACCGGGAAUGUUAGGCACGUCAUAUGUGUAAUUCUCAACUCAUACAUGAUUUGGUUUAUGCUGUGAAUUAACUAAAAAUAUGAGUGCCCUAUUUAAUUUUCAAAGUCUGUUGUCUGUGAUUCUUUUAAUGAUUUGUACGUGUGCUUAUUUACGCUCCUUGUUUCCAAGUGUUAUGGAUCGCAAUAAGACGGGGUUGCUUGGAGUGUUUUGGAAACUGGCUAGAAUAGGGGAAAGAAAAUCGCCAUAUGUUGCGGUAUCAUGUUUAAUAAUGGCGGUAUCUUUAUUGUUUUGGACUUGAUCGAAAUCCAACUAUGCAAAGUAGUUUAGGUACUAAAAUUAAAUUAAUUUAAUAAAUUAAUUGUAAUUGUUAAACUUAUACAAAAAACUACACUCUUAUCUGUAAAAUAACAAUAAGGGAGCAAUAAAUUUCCUAUCGACAAGUAUUGCAUUAAACAUUUGGAGGUAAUAUAUUGUUAAUUCUUCAAAAUUAUAAUUUUCUUUUUGAAUUGUAAUCUUUCAUAAAGUCCGGUGUAUAAAUAUGCUUUUUUGGAAACAAAUAUGUUGGAUACGGUUCAACAUAUACGUGUUGUACGAAACUUUGGAUAAUAUUAAUAUUUGAUGGAACAGCUGUCAAUUAGUGGCUAAAUUUAUUAAUUCGUAUAUUGACUAUUUUGUGAAGUUUAAUUGUAGAAAGCAAUAUUAAUGAAAUGUUUUGUAACGAUCAUAUUACAUGAACCGGAUUUCAUGAAAAUUGGUUCUAUUUUAUAUCCACCAAAUCUAAUACACGGUUUCAAAACAAUCGGAUUUAAUCAUGGUUUAGUUUUGGCUAUAUUUUUGAAAGAAGAAAUUCAUUUUAGGAAAUGUUUAAGUUCUAAAAAUAUCAAAAGUAAAAAAUUUAAUAAGUUGAUUAAUAAACUGAUGGCAUAAAUGUUA